Molecule: messenger RNA, 1182 nt
Organism: Capronia coronata CBS 617.96
Lineage: Eukaryota; Fungi; Ascomycota; Eurotiomycetes; Chaetothyriales; Herpotrichiellaceae
Exons: 4
Coding region: 1-1182 (393 amino acids)
Cellular component (GO): cytoplasm
Molecular function (GO): GTP binding; ATP binding; ATP hydrolysis activity
Source: RefSeq, a predicted model, not a curated record
AUGCCUCCCAAGAAAGCCGUUAAAGAAGAAAAGAUCCUGCUAGGCAGGCCGGGCAAUAACUUGAAGAGCGGUAUCGUUGGUCUGGCUAAUGUCGGCAAAUCUACACUCUUCCAAGCCAUCACAAAAUGUUCGCUGGGCAACCCUGCAAACUUCCCCUAUGCCACCAUCGAUCCUGAGGAGGCACGCGUCAUUGUCCCUGACGCCCGAUAUGACUGGCUUUGCGAACACUACAAACCAAAAUCCCAAGUGCCAGCCAAUUUGACGGUCUAUGAUAUCGCUGGGUUGACAAGAGGUUCUUCUACAGGCGCUGGCCUCGGCAAUGCCUUCUUGUCGCAUAUCAGAGCCGUCGAUGCUAUUUUCCAGGUCGUGCGAUGUUUCGAUGAUGCCGAGAUCAUCCACGUCGAAGGAGAUGUCAACCCGACGCGAGAUUUGGACAUCAUUUCCGAAGAGCUGAGGUUAAAGGACAUCGAGUUCGUCGAGAAGGCCAAGGAAAACUUAGCCAAGCAGACAAGAAGAGGCGGCCAAAGUCUUGAAAUGAAGAAACUGAAAGAAGAGGAGGCCACCGUGGACAAGAUCCUCGCUUUUUUGAAAGACGGCAAAGAAGUCCGAAAGGGCGACUGGACUCCCAAAGAGGUCGAGGUGAUCAACCCUCUCUUCCUCCUCACCGCAAAACCAGUGGUCUACCUAGUCAACCUGUCUGAAAAGGACUACAUCAGACAAAAGAACAAGUAUCUACCGAAAGUGAUGGAGUGGAUCAAGACCAACGCCACCGGUGACCCGGUCAUCCCGAUUUCCGUAUCCUUUGAGGAACGCCUCGCCAGCAUGUCCGACGAAGAGGCGGCCGAGGAAUGCAAAAAGCUCAGCACGAAAUCCGCACUUCCCAAAGUCGUCGUGACCAUGCGUCAAGUACUCAACCUCAUCAGCUUCUUCACCACGGGCACCGACGAGGUUCGACAGUGGACGAUCCGGAAGGGAACCAAGGCCCCGCAGGCCGCAGGGGUGAUCCAUACCGAUUUCGAAAAGACCUUCAUCCAGGUCAUAGUGUACAACUUCGCGACGUUGAAGGAGUACGGGGACGAAAAUGCCGUGAAAGCCGCCGGAAAGAUCAUGACCAAGGGCAAAGAUUAUGUUGUGGAAGACGGUGAUAUUCUCCUUAUCAAAGCCGGUGCGGCCAAGGCUUGA